Molecule: messenger RNA, 882 nt
Organism: Penicillium concentricum
Lineage: Eukaryota; Fungi; Ascomycota; Eurotiomycetes; Eurotiales; Aspergillaceae
Product: HVSL domain-containing protein
Exons: 3
Coding region: 1-882 (293 amino acids)
Biological process (GO): U6 snRNA 3'-end processing
Cellular component (GO): nucleus
Molecular function (GO): 3'-5'-RNA exonuclease activity
Source: RefSeq, a predicted model, not a curated record
AUGACCCUAGUCCAAUACUCUGAUUCGGAAUCCGACUCAGAGUCUAGAUCUUCCAUCCGCCCACUCAAGAAAUCUCGCCACGACAUCAAUCCAGGGCCAUCGCUGCCGCCACUACCUGCAGCAUUCCACAACCUCUAUGCCUCGAGCACACGUGUGAGCGUGCAAGAUAAUCCCAGUCUUCAUGGCGGCCGAACACGCGUAAUUCCUCAUGUGGAAGGAAACUGGCCAACGCAUCUUUAUCUCGAAUGGUAUCCGGGGAAGGAUGAGUUGUCGCUUCUUGAAGAUGUCAUUUCUCAGUCUGAGAAUUUGUCAGAUGAGAAUGCGCCCGUAGUGCACAGUCUUCUGCAUAGUGAUCUCGGUGCACAGCUACCGCUUCAUAUCAGCCUGUCUCGGCCGGUGAUUCUUCGUACCGAGCAACGUGCUUUGUUUACUGAGGCGUUGCAAAAUGCCAUCCACGACUCGCAUGUACAAUCAUUUGAUGUCCAACCGGAUUCUUUAUAUUGGUCAUCCAACUAUGAGAAAACACGCUGGUUCCUCGUCUUAGGCGCGCAGAAACCGAGCCAUGAUGGUCUGAACCGCCUAUUGAAGUUGUCAAAUGAGACUCUUGCUCGCUUUGGACAGCCACCCCUUUAUGCAACCUCGACCCGACAGCAGCAGACAAGUGCAUCCCUCCGUAACAGGAGCAGCAGUUUGAGCGAGGAUUUCUCCGGUUGCUUCCAUAUCUCCCUUGCUUGGAGUCUGUCCGAACCAAGUCCGAAGGAACGUGAACGGGUCGCGGGGAUAGAUUUGCGAGCUUUGCGGGAAAUCCAGGUUGGGUUUGACAGUGUCAAAGCGAAGAUAGGAAAUAUUGUUGGUAGUAUACCAUUAGGAAAAAGUUCAUAG